AUGGGAUGGGCUGGUGGUAGCUACACCUCUCCUCUCUGUAACGGUGUAGGCGUGUGUUCCCGUAACGGCGAGUGCGUGUCACCUAACGUUUGCCAGUACUACGAUGGAUAUUCGGGUAGCAAUUGUGCCGUUGCCGACGUUUGUCCUGAAGUGAACAAUUGUCCUGGUAACGGAGUGUGCCUUUCCAAAACAAAAUGCAGAUGUUACUCUGGCUAUUCUGGUAAAAAUUGCAGUCAAGCGCAGUGCAAGCGAAGGAACGAUUGUUCCGGUCACGGCAAAUGCGUUGAAGUGGAUCUGUGUGAAUGUGAGUUUGGACACACCGACUCGAACUGCAGUUCCUACUCGUGCGAGACACAUAACUUCUGUUCAGUAACAUACGGAACUCCUGAGACACAGAUUAAAAGAAUUUAUUCUUCAAGUGACACGUUAACGCUCGCCAAAAGUCCAUAUGUUGCAACCAGUGACAUCACAGUCAGCCGAGGUAUCACUCUCACCAUAGAACCGGGAGUCACCAUCAACUUCCAAGCUCGAGUCAGACUUCAUGUCCGAGGAACUCUCUUUGCCAAAGGCUCACUGAACAAUCAAAUUUUGAUGUUUCACAACAUGACGGAAGGUGUCGAUUCCACUUCUAUUCGUCUAGUGGGAGGUCAGAGUCCCAAAGAGGGAAGGGUGGAAGUGUUCAACGGUCACAAUUGGGGAACCGUGUGUGAUGAUUAUUGGAAUGCAGAUAACGCUCGUGUUGUAUGCAGACAUCUCGGAUUUGGUGAACCCGUUGAAGCAUCCACACGUAGAUUCGGUCAGGGAACGGGAAUCAUCGCAUUGGCUAACGUGGACUGCAGAGGCGUGGAAAAUUCACUGUUUGAUUGCCAAAGAGCAAGCAGCUGGAACAACAACAAUUGUCAACAUUCAGAAGACGUUGGUGUUGUGUGUGGCACGGUUGGUGUUGGAUAUUGGGGAGGGAUCGUGUUUUAUGAUGACAACACGAUCGAAACCAUCACGUACAACGCACGAAAGUACCACAGUAAAAGUGUUUUAGAAAAUAUCAAAAUAGUCAACGCUGGAAAAACAAUAAAUAAUGCUUCAUCAACUCCUGAUUUGUGGGUACCAGCUAUCACCAUAACAACAGCAAGCCCCUCCAUCACUAACGUGUCUAUUGUAGACGUUAGUCACAUUGGUAUUCAGGUUAACUCUAUACAUGGAGAUGUCCACUUGUCUGGUCUUACUGUUGUAAACAGCAGCAAUAGCGGUAUAUCGGGAUCACAGGGGUGGCAAUUUAGAUGUGAUGAUUGUCAUUUCCAUAAUGUCGGUGCAACUGCAAUUGACAUCACUUCUAUUCCACUGAUACUCAAACCACCAUCCAAUGCUCUAUCCCACCGAGGAGACUCUAGUACAACUACGUCAUACUUUAUUGAUGAUCGUGGAGCAUAUCUCACAUUCAGCGUUUCCAGCGACAAGGACUACACAAGUUCAAUCAGCACAAUGUCGGGAUAUGGACUUGCUAUUACAUUUCUUCGGUUUUCUGGUUAUAGAGCAACACUUAGAGUAAUAAACGAAAUAACAAAACAGAGUGUGCUUGGGCGCAGCGUUAGUGGCAGAAUUCCAGAAAACGUCAUGGUACCUUAUCACAAAGCAAUUUUCUUUCUCGACCAACGAUACAGCUAUAGUUCAUCAGACAUUAAAGUUUUUGUAUCAAGAUAUCCUAUUGGUUCUCGUGGAGAAAAUGUAAACAAUUGUAACAUAACUGGACUCGUUCGAACGUCGAGUGGAAUACGACUGUUCGGAAGUGCUGGCGUCCGACGUAUCAUCGACUCUGUCAUUACCGGCGUAACAGGAACGGCAAUAGAAAUGAGUGGAUCUGCCAAUCAGGUGAUGAUUUCAUCAACAAACAUACAAUGUCAUACAAGCUCAUGGCAAACUGGCAUUCGAAUCAAUACUGAUCAACACAUGCUACAGAUCGCUGAUUUAUAUGUUACCAACUGUUACAUAGGACUAGAUACAAAUCUAUACGGCCAUGCUACCGCUUCUGUCGCUAACAGCACUUUCACCCAGAACUCAUACCGAGGAGCAAAUGUCUACAGUCGUUAUUAUUACUCCAGCUACUUGCCUCAGACUCUACAACAAACUUCUCAGCUUCAAGUUUCUAAUUGCACGUUCUCUGGAACUACAGACACUGCUCUUAAUGUUGAUAUUUAUGUCUCUGAUUCCAACUCACACUCGGUUCACAUCGAUAUCACAGACAAUACGUUCCAACAAAAUUUGCAAGCACUCUUGUUUACAUGCAGAUAUCGUGACGGCUAUGCCAUCAUCGCUAGAAACAACUUUAUGAACAAUAAUGGAAAAUGCUGCUCGGGAGUAAUGGGUAUUAAUGACAAUUAUUAUUACAGCAGCUCAAUACACGCGCCAGUUAUAGUUGAAAACAACGUCUUCACAUACAACAGUGGAGAAUAUGUAGUGAGGUUGAAUGCAAGAGCAUCAUUUCACUCUUCUCAUCAACAUGUUGACAGUUUGUUAAUAUUCAGAGAAAACGAACUGACAAAUAACUCUCUGUCAUCUCUCCCUACCGGAUACGCAAAGUCUACUCCAAAUGCAGUAAUUGUCCUUACUGGUAUAGGCUACAUGAGCGUCUACAAUAAUAUACUUGACAAUCAAAAUGCAAACACAGAGCUGGCGGUUCAAGUGGAAGGAUACUCAUCACUAGACACAAUCAACGUCACACUCAACUGGUGGGGAACGGCAAAUGAAGAAAAAAUUGUAGAAAAAAUAUUUGAUUUUGAUGAUCGUAAUCACUUGGCAGUCGCUCAAUAUUUUCCGUUUCUUCUGUCUCCGUCCAUCUCUCAUGUUGCAUCAUCAAGUCAUCCGAGAUCGUAUCCUCCAUUUCUGAAUUACAACAGAGAAGUUGGAGGCCAACUGGAUACUGAUUUUACAUUAACUGCUUCCGGUGGACCUUACACUGUAACACGUGAUGUGACUGUGCUAGCAAAAGCAACACUGACUGUAGAAGCGGGUGCCGUGCUGACUAUCUUGCCAUAUGUUGGAAUAUUGAUAGAAGGAAGGAUCUUGAGUAAAGGAACGCCUGACAAUCCCGUUAUAUUUACUCACAUAGUAAAAGAUGCCAAAAACAAAUCAAAUUCUGAUACACAAUUACUAGUCCGUUUCUCUGAACCUGUUAGUGACUCUUGGUACGUAAUCGGCAUUAUUGAGCUGCAACUCAACGGAUUGUGGUACCCACUUUGUUACAAUUCACGAUCGAUUGACUAUUCGUCAUUCGACCGCUUUGCGUUAUUGACAUGCCAACAACUUACUUAUUGGAACAAACAUAAUAAUUGGCAUUGGUGGUGGCAGGCUGAGUGGUUUCCUGCCCUCGGAGAUCCUAUUGUUCGUGAUUUCUGGUGUCCCGAAAGCGCAACGUCGUUUAAUAAUUGCACGUUCAACACAUCUAGCUACGCUCCUCAUUCGAAAUGUUUACAGGUUGUACAAGUUCAAUGCUACUGCUAUCACUCUUCGUGUUAUCAACAAUCGUCUCAAUUUACUCAAACCAAUUGGGCAGGUAUCCGCUUUGCGCCAACCAGCACCGUCUCCAACUAUCCUUUCAAUCAGAAAACGCCACGAUCCGUUCUAAACCACACGGAAAUUAUAAGAGCAGGUAAUAGAUAUCACACGAUAGUACCUUCUGUCCAAUCCAUAUUCCGUCCUCCACAAACCAAUGGAUUAACUAUCAAAGGCUCGACAUCGACGGCUAUGGAAGUGUCGCACUUACACGAAGAAGCUGUUAUCAGCGGGGUGACCAUUGUAGGGGCGGCUGGAGAUGGUUUGGUUAUCCGUAGACCACGUGGUAGUAGUCUGAUGGUAGAGUAUGUCACAGUCAAUGAUGUAGCAGGUGCAGGAAUACACGUCUACGACUUUUCGUCUCUAUUGUCUGCCAACGUGGACUAUGAAUCCAUUUGCUCUGGACAAACUAUUAUAUCUGUAGACCCAGAAGAAGGAUCUUACGUUGGAAUGUCUCAAGACGAUCAUUUACCAGGAAUUACUUGCUCCGUUGUUAUGCAAGGUCCACCUAACACUAUACUCUCUGUUCGUCUUGUCAGUCUGAGACUUUACAGCGAUGAUAGACUUUACAUACGAGAUGGAGCUCAAUCCGCGAGCUCUCUUCUCGUUUCAUAUUCUGGAUACAGAACGAGUUCUAGUAACGCGCCAGUCUUGUCUUCCAGCAACAAUAUUUACAUACAAGUGACAACAGGUCAGAAGACGGGCGCUCCUGGAUUUGCUUUGUUUGUUGACGUCAUUCCUACUACUGGACAACAACCUGUUGUUAUCAUCAAGUCAAGUUCUAUUCAUAAUUCUCAGUAUGGUGUGUACUUUCAGAAUGCGUACGAUGAUGCUCGAAUACAGAACGUCACAAUCAUAAACGUUCUCAAUGACGGUGUGUAUGUUUACAGUCAUGAAGGUGAUGUGAUGGUUGAUAACUGUACUAUAGCUCAUACAAGAGGAAAUGGAGUGGAGUACAGGUAUGGAGACGGACAACAGAUUGUUACUAACAAUCGAAUUGUCAACGUUUCCACAGGAAUAUAUUUGUACUACACCCCUAACAAUUUCGGCUGUCACACGACGUUGUCUAAAAAUUUUGUAUCACAGGCCAGAAAAAAUGCAGUUUUAUAUAGGACAUACAGGAAUAGAAGACGUCAGUGCAAUAUCGAUAUUUCAAACAAUUUCUUUGAGUCUAAUGAAGAAGGAGUUUAUCUACAAAAUGACUACAACUCUAACGCGCCACUGCAACUGGAUUUCACCGUUUCCAAUAAUUUGUUCUCAAAUAACAGCGGCACAGACUUAUUCCUUUCAAGAAAUGGAGAUUGGAAUGGAAUAUUCAAUAUUUACUCCAACACGUUUGAACAACAUCGAGUUGGAAGUGGAGGAUGUCUGACGUUGCAAGGUUAUACGACUUCGUUGGUAUCAACUAGCAAUCUCUUCACACACAAUAGAGGAACUUAUGUUGUACGAAUAGAACCACAAACCCUCACCCCAUCUGACUUUGUAUUUACCAACAACACAAUGAUCGACAACUACGUAACCGAAAGUGACACUUACCAUCGAGAUGGUCGCUCUGCCGUCCUGAUUGUGUCCAAUUCAGAUCGUUUUCUAAUCAAAAAUAAUCAUUUUCAUAAUCCGAGAUCUCUGUUUGAGUUAGGAGUCGAGAUACCAGUUCAAAGCUCUCAAGAGCGAGUCAUCGAUGUGACAAACAAUUACUGGGGAACGACAGACGAGAACAUCAUUAUUGACCGCAUUCAUGACUUUGGUUACUGUUCUCGCUUAGCUUCUGCACAAUAUUUUCCUUUUCUCACUUCUAAAAACCGUCCUACAGCUUCCCCUUCCGUUUCUGCAACACUGGUUAUCACUCGUCCUAAUAGCAUCGUACGAGGGCGUGUGUCGAGCAACACAAUAUUAGCAGCUUCUGGUAGCCCGUACGUUGUUACUGGAGACAUCACCGUCUUACCUGGCAAUACACUAACCAUAGACUCAGGAGUCGAACUGAAAUUCACUCACAAUACUGGAAUUCUAGUGGAAGGACAGCUCAUUGCUCAUGGCAACGACAAUUCUCCAAUAUUACUGAGAGAUGAUAGCUUUGCAAUUGGUGACCUGCAGCUAGAAGAGGGCAGUUUAAGACUCGUUGACGGUUCAUCUCAAUGGAGAGGAAGAGUGGAAAUAUUUCACAAUGGCAACUGGGGUCCAGUCUGCGCUGUGCGUAAUUACAGUGAUUGGUGGCAACGGUGGGGAAGACAUGAUCAUUAUAACACUCGAGUGAUAUGCCGACAAUUAGGAUACUCUAACGCUAAUCGGCAAUGGCCGUACGUUGAUCCAACCCUAGAAAUUUCGACUACCGCAGCGUGGCUAGAACAUGUAUUGUGUAGAGGAGACGAAGAGACUUUAAGACAAUGUAUCAAUUAUGAAUUAAAGAAAACUACCUGCCGCUACGGACAAUUAGUGGCGUCAUGUUACAGCCAAAAUGUCGACGGUCAUUAUAAAACGCACAAAUCCGUUUAUCAUUGGACUGGAGUUCGAUUCUCUGCUCAAGCGUCCGGCAAAUCUUCAAUGAGAAAUGUGAUUAUUAGUAAUGCAGGAAUAGCAAACGCAGGUCAUAUAGCUGCCGUUCAAAAUGUUGGAGCAAACGUUGAGUUAUUCAACGUCGUCGUCAAUAAGAGCGCGUGGACUGGAAUAGAAGUUAGUCAUUCCCCCUAUAUCAACAUAUCUCAACUGACGGUGGAAGGGAGCGAUGGUAAUGGAGUCGAACUGAUCAAUACGGCUGCUAGUUCUAUUACACACUUGACAAGCAACAACAAUGUCGGUCAUGGUCUGGUGAUAAGAGUCGAUAGUGUUUUACAAAGGAUGUGGGAUAUUCCUGUCUUACAUAAACAAAUAGUUGAUAUCUGCUCAGUGUCCAAACUCUCGGCUGCUUCCUCGUUUUUCCUCAGAUUCAUAGCCACGCCUAUUUCGAGAGGUUACUCCACCCAAUCUUGCUCUGCAACAAUUGACGCCACUUCUCAACACGUUAUCUCUGUUCACAUCAUGGCUAUACGGUUUCAAGACCGGUACUCAUACGUUACCAUCGACCAACAAAACGUUUUUCGGCAGAAUCGAUUAGAACCCAACUAUCCUCUCCACUACACUUCACAAUCUCAAACCAUUACAGUUGACGUAAGAGCAAAAUUUACCGACGAAAGAUAUACGUUAGAAGACAACUACUUUCUUGCUUACAUACAGCAGCAUCCCACAGGUUAG
Corticium candelabrum is the source of this 6771-nucleotide messenger RNA. RefSeq names its product protein bark beetle-like. Lineage: Eukaryota; Metazoa; Porifera; Homoscleromorpha; Homosclerophorida; Plakinidae. The transcript is spliced from 3 exons. The coding region runs from base 1 to 6771 and encodes 2256 amino acids. The record is from RefSeq and is a predicted model, not a curated record. Gene Ontology annotation, cellular component: membrane.